Closterium sp. NIES-67 is the source of this 1705-nucleotide messenger RNA. Lineage: Eukaryota; Viridiplantae; Streptophyta; Zygnematophyceae; Desmidiales; Closteriaceae. The record is from the annotation of a GenBank genome assembly.
UGAGACUGAACAAAUUCCGUACUCCCGCUGUCUCUUACGUCUAUGGCGUUUCACGUCCAUACAUCAACACCAAGGUUCCACUUCGUAUACGCGGCUGCGCUUCUUGUGGUGAUGAGUGCUUUGCUCGUAGCUGCUGAUCAAUACGUCAAGGUCUCUAAUGACUCAACUGGAUUUGUUUUUGACAAUGAGGAUUUCUACUUCAAAGGCAUUAAUUUCUGGGAAUCCGUUUGGCUGGCAAUGCCGGAAGAGUCAGGAGGAAACAGAACCAGGCUGCAUUGCGAGCUCGAUACGUUAGCCAGCAUGGGAUUGAAUGGCAUAAGGAUCCUCGGCUCCAGUUUGGGACCAAACUCUGAGCCGUAUCGGUGGAAACCGGCUCUUUUCCCAGAGCCAUCCAAGCAGGACGAAUCAGUGUUCAAAGGACUCGACUACCUUCUUCAUUCCUUGAAGAAGCGGAAUAUGAAAGCUAUUGUCUCUCUCAGUGACUUUUGGCACGACUCUGGAGGAUUCGGUCAGUACGUUUUCUGGGCGGAUCCAUCGCAGGUUGGUCAACUUCCCCCAUGCCACUGUUUCCUAUCCCCCGACCAACGCCUCCCUCGUCUCCUCCAGCCGUCCUCAGUUUCCCUUCAAUCACCGAGGGUGACUCACUUCCCUCCGGAUACAUAAUCCAGGAAAUCCCGUAUCCUCCGUCUUUUCCUGACUUCACUGGAAGCUGGCCAGCAUUUAUCAAAUAUGCUUCUCGACUGUACUGUGACAAAAGCAUCAUGAAGACAGCUCAAGCGAUGCUAGAAAAGCACAUCAAGACCAUCAUUCAGAGGGUGAAUCACAUCAACGGUAUUGUUUAUGGCGAAGAUAACACGAUUUUCUCAUGGGAGAUCACGAACGAGCCUCAAGACCCACCUCGCUGGUGGAUUGACAGGAUGGGUUACUUUUCUUUCCGUUUUUGAAGGCUCGAUCGUAUCCUCACCUUUUUUUCUGUAACAGGACACUACAUCAAGUCCCUGGAUCAAAAUCAUCUGCUCACUAGCGGCCUGGAAGGGAAAGGCAACGACAGUGGCAAACUGUUCAUCCGUACACAUUCCAGUCCAUACCUGGAUUUUGCAACCGUGCAUCUUUGGCCAAGGACUACGCAACUGAGUUUCUGGAAAGGCACGCUGGCUACAUGCACCAGCUAAAAAUGCCACUCAUCCUCGAGGAGUUUGGACUUGCAAGAGACGGAUGGGAGAAACAGGAGUGGACAACACCAAGCUCCUCAAACAGAUACAGUCCAGAAGCAGCAACAACAUUCAGAGAUGACUACUUCAACCACAUCUAUGCUGUUGUUCAUGCAACAGCGAGGAAUUCAUUCGCGGGGAUUGCACCAUGGGCUUGGUCAGGCCAAGGUCGUCCCUCAGACACUGGACCACAGCAACUUGGGGAUCCUCCACAUGAAACACCUGGAUGGUACUCAAUAUAUGACCAGGAUGCUGGCACGAUCAACAUUAUCUCCAACUAUUCGAAAGGAUAGUUUCUGUGGCCUGAGAAAAGCCCUUGGGAUCUUUUCAGAGACUAAGUCCCACUUGUACAAGAUGCUUGAGUAGUGCAGCGGAAGUGUUGAGCAGUUGAACCCUUGCACUAGUACCGUAUUCCCCCGGAUAAAACACUCAUGGGUGGCACUAAAUUGUGAUGAAAAUUUUAGUGGGGGUGUAAUUAGUGGCACUUUUUGUAU